GUACUCCCCUGGAGGCGUGAAGAACAAUGAAUUGUGCAGUAUCUUCUUUACCGACUUCCUGAAUCAUUCAAAAUCUCUCUUCACCGGCUCCAGAAGAAUUUCACACGUUCGCCGGCAUUUGAGUGUUUAGGCCGGGGUGAAAAAAAAAAUUGUAAACAGUCCGCAUAAAACCACGAUAGGACAAAGGUGAAACCUCAACAAUGAGUCCACGGGUCAGCAAAAAUAUGUUGUUCAAUGCACAUAUUUUCACCAUAAAUGGUUCUCCCAUGAGAUUUUAUCUGGAAGGAUACGACGAGUCUCAGUGUCAUCAGAUUUCAAAGAUUAUCGAGGCACAUGGAGGGAAAUUCUCGUUCCCCGACACCAACACCAUCAUUUUCUCAGAACCUGGCCGAUACACACACACUAAUCGUCGUAAAUUCCACAUUAAAUGUCUGCGAGACAGUAUUGUAGACAAUAAGCUACAAGAUAUUAAUAAAUAUUCACUGCCCUGGAGAAUAAAUCAGAGCCGGAAAAACUCUUCGUCAAAAGAUACACUGAGCAAAUCGGGAAUCGGUGAGACGUCCUUGAAGAAAUCCUCUCAUUCCACUGAAUUAAAAAGGAAAGUCAACAAUUAUUCACUCCCAGAACCGUACAUUCUCAUUGAAGAUUGUCUCACGACUCAUCCAGCCACCAAACAGCAGAGACUCAGCAGUUCAUGUGUAACUGGAUCACAGGGGAGUAAAAAAGAUAGCGAACAAUCGAGGGUAAUAUCAAGUUUCAAAGAUGACGUGAGUCCCUCGUGUGUUCCACCCAAAACAGCUGACAAAUCAUCUUCAACUGCUGUUAAGCCCCCAAAAUCACAAGCGAAACGUCCCCUAAAUUUUCGAUCUUGUGGCCUUUCUCGACGUUCAAAAUCUCUUCUGGAAGCCCCACCGCUUGAAUCGAACGAUAAAAAACGAAUUCCAGAGGAUUUGCCAUUAGCUCAAUUGCGGAAAGCAGAGAGUGUGGAAAUUAUUGCAGAAAUGGAGAAACAGUCACCGGCUGAAGUGAUUUUGAUAAGUGAUUCAGAGGAUUGUUGCAAUGAAAACACAGGGGAAAAAAAAUCUGAAAGCCAGAACUCUCGAUCGACAUCGGCGCCGUUGGCGGAUAGUGAAAUCGACGGGCAAAAUUCAACUUUGAACUUUGAGCUUCCAAAUUCGUAUGCUGUUUGGUCCAAGGCUGGACCACCAGGACCCCCUCAUCUCAGUGAUGGUGAGGGACAGAGAAAGAGCGCAGAAAUUUUGGACACCAGGAAAAUCAAAAAGGAGAAGGAUUCUGAGGGACCGAGGACUAGGGGGCGGACACGCUUUCGAUACGAUGAGUGCAACACUUCUGACUCAGAUGAAUCAGAUGUGAGAAAGACCAGAAGCAAGACGAAGGGGAGAAAGAAUUCUUAUGAAUGGGAUAGAAGUUACAGUUCCAAAAACUCGGGGAGGAGAAUCAAGUACACCAAGGAAGACAAUCAAAAGAUGAUUCGGUAUUUGAUUGACAAUGACUUGAUUAAUAAAUCCACUUCACUCCACGUCUGGAUUAAAUUUUCAAUCAAGAAGAUUCUCAGAAAUUCAACUCCGAGCGCAAAGUCUCUGCAGAGACACUUUGAAGACCAGGUGAUCUUCAAUUUUGAAAAAUACACUGACGAUCCAAUUGCCAUAGAGGCAUUUAAAAAAAUCAGAGAUAAUUUAAUUUAAUUCAUUCCCUGAUAAAACGACAAGAAACAUUACCAUUGGAGUAAAAUAAUUCUGAGGUAUCAUUCCGUACAAAAAAUUGUUUUGUGCAAUAAGACUUUUUAUUUGAUUGAAGGUAUCAGUGAUACAAAUGAUUUGAAACAGAAGAUUAUAACGAGAAAAAUCCUUAAAUUUUAGUUUAGAAAAUCCACAUUAAUAUUUUCUAUCAGUUUU
Messenger RNA from Fopius arisanus, 1916 nucleotides. RefSeq lists its product as uncharacterized. The coding region runs from base 201 to 1706 and encodes 501 amino acids. NCBI's taxonomy places the organism in Eukaryota, Metazoa, Arthropoda, Insecta, Hymenoptera, Braconidae. The record is from RefSeq and is a predicted model, not a curated record. The transcript has 5 exons.